Molecule: messenger RNA, 7411 nt
Organism: Brienomyrus brachyistius
Lineage: Eukaryota; Metazoa; Chordata; Actinopteri; Osteoglossiformes; Mormyridae
Product: ephrin type-A receptor 5
Exons: 24
Coding region: 776-3829 (1017 amino acids)
Biological process (GO): cell surface receptor protein tyrosine kinase signaling pathway; axon guidance; protein phosphorylation
Cellular component (GO): plasma membrane; neuron projection
Molecular function (GO): ATP binding; transmembrane-ephrin receptor activity; protein binding
Source: RefSeq, a predicted model, not a curated record
GUGGGCGGUGCUUCGGAAGAGAGACUUGAAAGGAGAACUAAGCGGUACACCUGGUAAACCGGAUACUACACCCCUUCUUCAUUUACAAUCCCAAGCUCCCAGUGCCUGAACCCAGAGUUUAACGGAGGCUUCACCAUAUCCCUCCACACCUCGUGCUGAUCAUGUCCACGCCCCUGCUGACAGGAGCGAGCUGUCCCAAUGCCUCUGGCUUCAUAUCCAGCCUGGAACUUGCUGGCAGGUUUGCGGCGUGUUUAUGACGCCGUGAGGAGUGUCGGAUGACAGGACCUGUGUAUGCAUGGCCACCCCAGUUCAUCCAGGGCUCCCACGGUGAGAGAGGGAAUGUGAGGGGAUCAGCACAUCGUCCAUGUGGAGACCGGAGCGUCAGAGAGGCCCCAGACCUGCUGCCCGUGCCACAAAGAAUUUCCCUGCGGAUGAACAGUGAGACAUUCCUGCAGAAGAUCCCUUCCCUGCCCUGACGUGACGUCCAGGGGCCUGGAUUCUGGCUGUGGUGUAGCCAUUGCUGUUGGCAGAUGCUGGCGGCUUACACAGCCAGCCCACGCUGGGCUCGGAAUCACACCGGAUUCAAACGAAUUCCAGCCUCCAGAGCAUGGAGUAGAUGAAAUCACUCACGACAAAGAGCUUGGCCAAUUCCCACUUACUUCUAAAUUUCCGGAGGUGUCUCGGUAAUAUUUACGGCACACGUCGUGCCGGGAGCUCGGCGGCAAGAGGGACUGUGCCACAUGGCUCGUGGACAGCGCUCUAUUUAAGGAACUGAAUGCGUGGCCCUUUGAAUGGCACUUCAUGUGAAGGAUCCAGCGCUAUAACCCCGCCCAUCGAUCUGAUCACUAUGUUUGCGCUGUGGAGUUGUACCCGACGCCCAGUCUCCUGCACUAAAGUGUGGGUCAGCCUCCUGACCCUCGCAGCACUUCGGACAUCCGCGAUCCCGAGUAAUGAAGUGAAUUUACUGGACUCCCGAUCUGUAGUGGAUGACCUGGGGUGGAUCGCCUAUCCCAAGAACGGGUGGGAAGAAAUUGGAGAGGUGGAUGAGAACUACGCCCCGAUUCACACGUACCAGGUGUGCAAGGUGAUGGAGCACAACCAGAACAACUGGCUUCAGACCAACUGGAUUCUGACUGAAGGGGCGCAGAGGGUCUUUGUGGAGCUCAAGUUCACCCUGAGGGACUGCAACAGUCUUCCUGGUGGCCUAGGAACCUGCAAGGAGACCUUUAACAUAUUCUACUUCGAGUCGAAUGAGAAGCAGGAGCCCGGCAUCCGUGAGAGCGACUACGUCAAGAUCGACACCAUCGCAGCUGACGAGAGCUUCACGGAGCUGGACCUUGGCGACAGGGUGAUGAAACUCAACACGGAGGUCAGGGACUUGGGGCCUCUGACCAAGAAGGGCUUCUACUUGGCCUUCCAGGACGUGGGGGCUUGCAUCGCCCUGGUCUCCGUGCGCGUCUUCUAUAAGAAGUGCCCAGCCGUCGUCAAGAACUUGGCCCUCUUUCCGGAUACCAUCACCGGGGCAGACUCCUCUCAGCUCCUGGAGGUUUCGGGAAUCUGUGUCAACGUGUCGGUGUCCGAGGACCUUCCCAGAAUGCACUGCAGCGCAGAGGGGGAGUGGCUGGUGCCCAUCGGGAAGUGCAUGUGCCAGCCAGGUUAUGAAGAGCAGAAUGGAACGUGCCAAGCCUGCAGACCUGGCUUUUUCAAAGCCUCUGCCCAGAGCCCCAGCUGCAACAAGUGCCCCCCCCACAGCUUCACCAGGGCGGAGGGCUCCACCUCCUGCCAGUGCGAGACGGGCUACUACCGUGGAGAAUCGGACCCGGACAACAUGGCCUGCACCAAGCCCCCAUCCGCCCCCCGUAAUGCCAUCUCCAAUGUGAAUGAGACCAGUGUCCUCCUGGAGUGGGUCCCCCCGGCGGAGACGGGUGGCCGGCGUGAUGUCAGCUACAGCGUGGUGUGCCGGAAGGUGGCCUCGGACCCGUGGCGCUCCGAGGAAUGUGGCGGUCAUGUGCGCUACCUGCCGGGCCGGUCAGGCCUGCGGAACUGCUCCGUCAUGGUGACUGACCUGCUCGCUCACACCAAUUACACCUUCGAGGUGGAGGCUGUCAACGGCGUGUCCUACCUGGUGGCCCCGGUCCGGCGGUUCGUCACCCUCAACGUCACCACCAACCAGGCCGCCCCGUCCCUUGUGAGCGUGGUGAAGAAGGGGAAAGCAGCCAAAGACAGCAUCGCGCUGUCGUGGAAGGAGCCAGAGCGGCCCAACGGCAUCAUCCUGGAGUAUGAGAUCAAGUACUUCGAGAAGCAGGAUCAGGAGACCAGUUACACCAUCAUCAAAUCCAAGGAGACGGAGGUGAUCGCGGACGGCCUGCGACCCUCAUCCGUCUACGUGUUCCAGAUCAGGGCGCGCACCUCGGCUGGCUAUGGUGGCUUCAGCCAGCGCUUCGAGUUCGAAACCAGCCCCUACCCAGUAGCUGCAUCCAGGGACCAGGGCCAGCUUCCCAUCGUGGCAGUGGCCGUCAUCGUGGGCGUGGUCCUGCUGGCGCUAGUCACUGGCUUCCUGCUGAGCGGAAGGCGCUGUGGCUACAGCAUCGCGAAGCAGGAUCCAGAUGAGGAGAAGAUGCACUUCCACAGCGGCCUGCUCCAGUUCCCCGGUGUGCGUACAUACAUAGACCCGCACACCUACGAGGACCCCAGCCAGGCCGUGCACGAGUUCGCCAAGGAGAUCGACGCUUCCUGCAUCACCAUCGAGAGAGUCAUCGGGGCUGGUGAGUUUGGGGAGGUAUGCAGUGGGCCACUCCGACUGCCUGGAAAGAGGGAGUUCACGGUGGCCAUCAAGACGCUGAAGGCGGGCUACACUGAGAAGCAGAGGCGGGACUUCCUGGCGGAGGCCAGCAUCAUGGGCCAGUUUGACCAUCCCAACAUCAUCCACCUGGAGGGUGUGGUCACCAAGAGUAAACCUGUGAUGAUCAUCACGGAGUAUAUGGAGAACGGAUCGCUGGACACCUUUCUGAAGAAGAACGACGGGCAGUUUACGGUGAUCCAGCUGGUGGGCAUGCUGAGGGGCAUUGCAUCAGGCAUGCGCUACCUCUCCGACACGGGCUUUGUGCACCGCGACCUGGCCGCCCGCAACAUCCUGGUCAACAGCAACCUGGUGUGCAAGGUGUCCGAUUUCGGCCUGUCCCGGGUUCUGGAGGAUGAUCCGGAGGCCGCCUACACCACCAGGGGUGGGAAAAUCCCCAUCCGCUGGACGGCCCCCGAGGCCAUCACCUUCCGCAAGUUCACGUCGGCCAGCGACGUGUGGAGCUACGGCAUCGUCAUGUGGGAGGUGAUGUCGUACGGCGAGAGGCCCUACUGGGAGAUGAGCAACCAGGAUGUGAUCAAGGCGGUGGAGGAGAACUACCGGCUACCGGGCCCCAUGGACUGCCCGGCCGUGCUCUACCAGCUGAUGAUGGACUGCUGGCAGAAGGAGCGCAACAGCAGGCCCAAGUUUGACGAGAUCGUCAGCCUCCUGGACAAACUGAUCCGGAACCCCAUCUCUCUAAAGACCCUCAUCAACUCCUCAGACAGGGAGUCCAAUUUGCUGGUGGAACCAAGGUCCCUGGACGGCCUCAUCUUCCAGUCGGUGGAGGAUUGGCUGGAGGGCAUGAAGAUGGGCCGAUACGUGGAGACCUUUGUGGAGAGCGGCUACACCACCAUGGAGCUGGUGGCUCAGAUGACUCUGGAUGAUCUGAGGAGGGUGGGCGUCAGUCUCGCUGGACACCAGAAGAAGAUCGUCAGCGGCAUCCAGGAGAUGCGCGUGCAGAUGAUGAACGGCAGCGUGACGUUCUAAGCCAGGGCUGGGGAGCCCGCUGCCUCUCCUGCAUCCCAAUCUGCACUAUUUUCCUGGGAAUGUUCGAAAAUUUUGAAACAUACACAAAAAAAUAGUUUUCGGUCAUUCGUCAGAGUCGUCAGCAUGAGCAGGGAUAAUUCCAGAACAGCGGCCACUCGGAAUGGCCCGGCAAGAUCCCCGAAUUCCCGAGAGCAGCUGGCUAGCCUCCGGGCCCAGACAGCCCGGCCCACACGGACCUCCUAAACCCAGGGACCCCGGAUCCGUCCUCUGUAGGGCACGGGAGGUCUUUCACAGGAAGGUGUUCUGCAAUCACACGUUACAAUGAAACCCGAGUAUCAGAAAGCAAUAUGUAAUGUAAAGCCAGUUUCUUUUUCAUUACAGACAGGGAGAUAGUUGCCAUAUUCAUGUAUUAAGGGAAAAUCCAUAAAAAAAAAGUAGAUUUGCUAUUAGUCUUUAAGGUACCUCGAGGUGUAAAUAAUGUAAAAUUUGGUACAAACUUCAGGACCUCAUUUUUGAAGAGAUUCUACUUUGUACACUGAGAUAUAGAUGUGUGAGAGCAGGAAGGCAUGCAGAACGGUUUAGAGAAGAAGGUACUAAUGUGGCCCUUGGUGUCUUAGGCCAGACCUGGAGUCUAAAUGGGUGUUUCUGUUCUUUGUCCAUUCUUAAAUUUGCCUUUGCUGAUCAAACGAGCAGCUUACUGUUAAACUGAACCCACGGAGAGAGUGGCUGCUGAAAUCGUUUAAACGUUUUUAAAAGUUUGGUUUGUAAUAGCGCUAGGAGUUUAGGAUCAUGACGGUGAAGCCUUUGCAGAACGUGGCCCCAUAAAAUGCUAAUAGCCAGCAGUGAUUUUAAUUCCAGCUAAAGAUUAAUCUUUGAAACGUAGACAUGUGUUGGGUUUAGAUGUGUAUUAGUGCGCUGAAUACGAUUUUCCUUUGAUGGUGUAGCUAACACCAAGUUAGCUUUACAGUAAUGCCCUGACCUGUCCCCUGGAAGCUAAGCACAGCCAAAGCAGCAGGCUGCAGGCCGACCGCUCGCCCCUCAGUUCUAUCAGGGAAGGCAGAUAGUAAAGAGCACAGCCGGGACAAAUGCCAGGGACAGUCAGUGCACCAGCUCACCAGCACCAGGGCCAAGAUUGCCUGCUUUCAUCUCUUACAAUGAAGCUUUUUUCAUUUUGUGUGAACGGCGUGUAAAUUGGAGUGGAUAUCUGCUUCUAAAUAGGUUCAGUAUUUAUUAUUAAAGCUUUACUGAUUAUUUAUAAAAGUAGUGUAAUUGUUGAUUAUAUAUUGUAUACUUGAAGUUUUUUUUUCAUUUGCUUUUUGCAAACAGGCAGGUAAAAGGACAUGUCCUCUUUCUGUUCAAAAACUGACUGGCUCUACGAUUUAAAUGUGUAAUGAAAAUGGAACGGGCUGGGGUCGGCGAGAGAAAAGGGACCCCCAUACCCCCCUCCCCCUGCACAGCACAUGCAGUGGUUCAUCCCUUUUCUGAAGGGUUUAUUGGAGCCGUGUGUGUCUGUGAGACUCUCUCUCUAUAUGAACAGUGAUUGUUUUAUAUAUCAGGAAUUAAUUUAUUGCUUUUAAUGAGUGUGUUUGCACAUAUACUUGAUUAAGAGUACUAGGUAACACCGUUCUGCAUGAGAAAAUGUAAUACGGCAUCUCGGGUUGGUUGAAUGGUGCUUAACUAUGCUAUUAGCAGUUGAUAAGGUUAAGUAGCCACUCGGUGUAAGCAUAACUCAGCGGGUUGUGGUUACACAGAAUGGCUGAUGAAUCACCACUCAGAGAUGUAGUUUCCAUCCAUAAUACCCAGAUCAUUUCCUAUGUUGACUGCAGCCAUUUCUUAAAUAGCUUAAAGUUAAUGAAGACAGGUCAGUCUUUUCAGUCUACCAGGAGUGGUAUUUAAGCGUAAGGUGAUAGGGCUGCUUUGAUAUUUACAUGAAUAUAAAAAUCUUUUGUGGUCAAAGUAAAGGAUUGUACAAAUGUUAGUCAAGGUUGGGAACAGACAAAUUUCCACAAUUGAUUUGACAGAAAGGCCUUUAGUGUCCCUCAGACAGAAAUUGAGAUGUUUUGAUGGUAGGAUAGGAUACUGAUUAUUAUAGAGACAGAGCGAUUACUGUCUUGCACAAUUUGGUGGUUGUAAAUUUCCCAAACAACCCUUUUAAUGUCCGUGACUCCAGCGAGUCAAAUCGGUGGUCACAGCUGAUAAACCCGUCCUACUCCGUCUCGUCCCUGUAUUCCAUGUCUUCUUGUCUACAUCUCUCCUUCUCCUUCUCCUUCUCCUUACUGUUAGCCCACAUUUUAAGUGCCUCCUUCUUUUUGGCCUGAGUUGGAUGUGUCUCCAUGACCACCCAGAGUAGACAAGCUGAGGCGCCUCUGCUCCUCUUCAUCAUCUGCUCUUCGAAUGUGAGACAACUUGAUUCUACGUUUAUCCCCCAGUGCCGUCUAACACGAUGCCCAGACUAACCUGGGCUGUGGAAAGCACUGCGAGUUUACUGAUUACGUAACAUAUUUAAGUCGCACUUUAUACACAAGUCCUCCUUCAUCGUAUUGACACUAAAUGAUAAGCUGACACAUUUUGUUCCCGUAUAGACUGUGCUGUAAAUUGGUUGGCUGAACCUGGCUAAUGCAUUUUUUUAAUCUAGUUUUUCUGUCAUUCGCUAAGUAACGCUUUCACGGAUGCUAUAUUGAACAUGCGCAACUGAACGCCAAUAAAUUAAGGCAAGUCAUUUGUUACGAUGUGCUCUUUGAGGUAACCACAUCCAGAACAGGUUUUACUGUAAGGCUUUGCUAAUUGCUAAUUCCCCUAGAUUUCCAUGGAUAUUCCAUUGUUAAUAGCUACAUGUCUCAUUCUGACCUGUUUAUGUUCACAGUUCUUGUAGUUGGGAUCAUGGAUUGAUAGAAUGUUCCUGAUGUGCAGCACAUGAAUGCCAUUGGUUGGAUAGACAGACUAGAUCCAUCUCAUGUUUUUCUUGCACUUUUGUUAUUAAUUUUUGUCUGGUAAGUGGCUUGUGGGUGGACAUCAACCCAGCAACAACCAGGAACUGAGGCUUCGGUUUAGUGAAUAUUGCUCUUCUGGGGCCACGAGUUAACUCAGAUUUGAUAAAAAAAUAUAUAUAUAUUUUGCUGAUGCCAAACCAGAAACUGAGAUCUCUUCUGCUUAGAUUUUGUCUCAUACAUCCUUGUGAAACACUUUUUGAGAAGCUAAUUGUAAACCGGUCAUUCUGAAAGAGCUAGUCACUGAAAGAAGCUAACAAAGGUUGGCGUGAGUACAGUUGGCUUUGUGUUUUCCUGGUUCCUGAGCAGUGGUGGCAUUCGGAGCGGGGACCGGCGCCGUUCAGAAGGAUGAAUCUUUGGUCCUUCUUCGGUUGAUAGCGGGGUGAGAGAGCCCCUGUCCAGACGUCCAAAGCUCGGCCCCUGCAAACACUCCUCCUGUGGAGUCUGGACCUCCUGUCCUUCAUGCAGUUAUAGAAGAGCUUCGAGAAGUCAUACCAAUGGUGUUCGUUCGUCGGCCUCCUGGAACUGUGUGUGUACUUGGGUUGUGUUCAUGUUUUUUGUAGUGUAAGAUAUGAAAUUUUAUAUUUUUUCAUAA